AUGGCAACCAGCGCCUUGCAGAUGGCUGGACUGGUGCUUGGUGGUGUUGGCAUGGUGGGCACGGUGGCCGCCACCAUCAUGCCUCAGUGGAGAGUGUCGGCCUUCAUUGGAAGCAACAUUGUGGUUUUUGAAAACAGGUGGGAAGGACUGUGGAUGAACUGCAUGAGGCAUGCUAACAUCAGGAUGCAGUGCAAGAUCUAUGACUCCCUGCUGGCUCUUUCUCCAGACCUCCAGGCGGCCAGGGGACUGAUGUGUGCGGCUUCGGUGCUGUCCUUCUUGGCUUUCAUGACAGCCAUCCUUGGCAUGAAGUGUACCCGGUGCACUGGGGACGAUGAGAAGGCAAAGGGCUACAUUCUGCUAACAGCUGGAAUCAUCUUCAUCAUCACAGGCAUCGUGGUGCUCGUCCCUGUGAGCUGGGUCGCCAAUUCCAUCAUCAGAGAUUUCUACAACCCCAUCGUGAAUGCUGCCCAAAAACGUGAGCUUGGAGAAGCCCUUUACAUAGGCUGGACCACAGCGCUGGUGCUGCUUGUCGGAGGGGCACUGUUUUGCUGUGUCUUUUGUUGCAGUGAAAAGAGCAGGAGCUAUAGAUAUUCCAUACCUUCCCAUCGCACGACCCAAAAAAGUUUUCACAUGAGCAAGAAAUCACCGAGCGUAUACUCCAGAAGUCAGUACGUGUAGUUGUGUAUGUUUUUACCUGUACCUGUAAAGUCAUGCAAAUAACUAAGAUGUCUACU
Molecule: messenger RNA, 734 nt
Organism: Otolemur garnettii (small-eared galago)
Lineage: Eukaryota; Metazoa; Chordata; Mammalia; Primates; Galagidae
Gene: CLDN8
Product: claudin 8
Exons: 1
Coding region: 1-678 (225 amino acids)
Biological process (GO): bicellular tight junction assembly; cell adhesion
Cellular component (GO): bicellular tight junction; plasma membrane
Molecular function (GO): structural molecule activity
Source: RefSeq, a predicted model, not a curated record